Molecule: messenger RNA, 1323 nt
Organism: Mesitornis unicolor (brown roatelo)
Lineage: Eukaryota; Metazoa; Chordata; Aves; Mesitornithiformes; Mesitornithidae
Gene: RNPEP
Product: arginyl aminopeptidase (aminopeptidase B)
Exons: 12
Biological process (GO): proteolysis
Molecular function (GO): zinc ion binding; metalloaminopeptidase activity
Source: RefSeq, a predicted model, not a curated record
GGAUGCCCCUCACCCCGGGGUCUCUUCCCUCCCUCCCUCCCUCCCUCCCCCCAGGUGUGCUGGCUCGCUCCAGAGCAGACAGCGGGGGAGCAGAAGCCCUACAUGUACACGCAAGGCCAGGCCGUGCUCAACAGAUCCGUCUUCCCCUGCUUCGACACCCCCUCAGUCAAAUGCACGUAUUCGGCCACGGUGAAGGUCCCCGAGGGCUUCACGGCUGUGAUGAGUGCCACGAGCUGGGAGAAGCAGAAGGAUAACACCUUUGUCUUCAAGAUGUCCCAGCCGAUCCCCUCCUAUCUGAUCGCGCUGGCUGUUGGGGACAUUGUGUCUGCUGAUGUUGGCCCAAGGAGCCGUGUCUGGGCUGAGCCCUGCCUGAUCGAGGCUGCGAAGAAGGAGUACGAUGGGGUGAUCGAGGAGUUCCUGGCGGUUGGAGAGAAGCUCUUUGGACCUUAUGUUUGGGGCAGGUACGACAUCCUCUUCAUGCCGCCCUCCUUCCCCUUCGGUGGGAUGGAGAAUCCCUGCCUCACCUUCCUGACGCCCUGCCUGCUGGCCGGGGACCGCUCGCUGGUCGACGUCAUCAUCCACGAGAUCUCCCACAGCUGGUUUGGCAACCUGGUCACCAACGCCACCUGGGGCGAGUUUUGGCUCAACGAGGGCUUCACCGUGUACGCCCAGAGGCGCAUUUCCACCGAGGUUUAUGGUCCAGCCUACACCUGCCUGGGGGCGGCCACAGGACGGAGCCCAGCUGCUGGGGUGUUUGAUGGCUCGCAAUACAACUGGCACUGCUGGUGGGACCCGAGCAUCAAUCCGGAUGACACGUACAACGAAACGCCCUACGAGAAGGGGUACUGCUUUGUGAGCUACUUGGCCCAUCUGGUGGGGAACCAGAGCAAGUUCGAUGCCUUCCUCCAGGCCUACGUGAACCGGUUCAAGUUCCAGAGCAUCACAGCGGAUGACACCCUUGGUUUCUUCCUGGAGUACUUCCCAGAGCUGAAGGAGAAAGGCGUGGACUCCAUCCCAGGCUUUGAAUUUGACCGCUGGCUGAACACGCCGGGCUGGCCCCCCUACCUGCCCGACCUCUCGCCGGGGGAGCAGCUGAUGAAACGCCCCCCCUGCCAGCAGGCCGAGUACAGCAAAGUCAAGGACUUCCUCCACAGCCAGGGGAAGCAGAAGUACACCCUGCCCCUCUACCGUGCCAUGUGGGCUGGGUCGGAGGUGGCCCGGGCCCUGGCCAUGGAGACCUUUUCAGCUACGGCCCCGCAGCUCCACGUCAACGUCCAGAACUACGUCAAGAAGAUCCUGGGCUUGGAGGAGGCAGAGGACUAA